UUCAAAAAAAAAAAACUUUUAUCCCUCGCCUUGAAAUUAGGUUACCCCAUUAUUUUUUUUUAUACCCCGUAAAAAUAAUACAAUAAACAAUGUCUGGACGUGGCAAAGGUGGAAAAGGUCUUGGAAAAGGAGGAGCAAAACGCCAUCGCAAAAUUCUUCGAGAUAACAUUCAAGGUAUUACUAAACCUGCUAUCAGACGUCUCGCACGUAGAGGUGGUGUAAAACGUAUUUCAGGUCUUAUUUAUGAAGAAACUCGUGGAGUACUCAAAGUUUUCCUUGAAAACGUAAUCCGAGAUGCAGUAACCUACACAGAACAUGCAAAACGCAAGACAGUAACGUCUCUAGACGUCGUCUAUGCUCUCAAACGCCAAGGACGCACUCUCUACGGUUUUGGAGGUUAAACCGUUUCAACCUAUUCAACCCUAUCGGAAACAAGAAACUUUUUAUUAUUGCGAGCCUCAUUAUUUCAUAUUCAUAAAAAAAUAUUUUUUUUUUUCUUCUAUAAUGCUGGACUUUGAUGUUAUAUUUUAUUAAUAAAAUGAUGGAUCAACUAUUAUAAUAAUUACUCAAUAAAAAUCUAAUUAUAUUUUAAUCUUGGCAAUGAUUUUC
Rhizophagus irregularis DAOM 181602=DAOM 197198 is the source of this 609-nucleotide messenger RNA. RefSeq lists its product as uncharacterized. The record is from RefSeq and is a predicted model, not a curated record. Gene Ontology annotation, biological process: nucleosome assembly. Gene Ontology annotation, cellular component: nucleosome. NCBI's taxonomy places the organism in Eukaryota, Fungi, Glomeromycota, Glomeromycetes, Glomerales, Glomeraceae. Gene Ontology annotation, molecular function: structural constituent of chromatin; protein heterodimerization activity; DNA binding.